Talaromyces proteolyticus is the source of this 578-nucleotide messenger RNA. RefSeq lists its product as uncharacterized. NCBI's taxonomy places the organism in Eukaryota, Fungi, Ascomycota, Eurotiomycetes, Eurotiales, Trichocomaceae. The transcript has a single exon. The annotation marks the transcript as partial. The record is from RefSeq and is a predicted model, not a curated record.
CCAUGUCAUCAUCGAGAACCUGUGUUGGCACCUCUUCCAGGUUGGUGGUGAUAUUCUCCCGGUCUGCCCGUCCUAUGUUUGAAGUCGCCUGCAUUGCUGGAAAUCGUUUACUUAGGAUCUCCAUAAGAAGUCCAUCUGGACUUGGAGGCGUCUCUUCCCGAGAUAGACCAAGGGACAUCGCGAUAUGGUCUUGUCUGCAAAUCGACUCGGUAAUGCUUGUCGCAAUAAUUGCCUUGUAUCGGCUGAAUAGCCAUCCCAGCCCCUGUUCCACAGGUGUUUGUGCAAGCUUUUUCAGAGUUUUCGAGAGCACGGUCAAUGCUUCAACUAGGUUCCAUUGCAGAAUAGACGGUGUUAUACGUAAAACUGCUGCAGUACAUAGUUCGCGAACGUGUUCUUCCGCUGCUAGCAGCUCCACGACCUUUCUGAUGGCCGAAUCUACGACACCGGGCUCCAAACUUCCUAUCAAAGUGGACGCUUCGCUAAUUGUAUCAGUGGUAUCCGGAGCUAAGUCUUCGCGAUGAGCCCCAAUGGAGUCUAGAUGCAACACUUCAGCUGCCGUGACAUCAUUCUUGAUGUUU